UACAUUACUAUUAUUAGUCAAGUGGAAUGCGCGCGUGAUCAGAAAUUGGAAUCAGGAAUCACCCGCUUCCUUUCAUCCUUUCUGAUUGGUGCGCUCAUCUAACGGCACUUGGUGAACCGGCGCGUCGACUGCCAACAGUCGAUCUUGCGGGCUUACAAGUGCUGUUUGAGGAUCACCACGCGCAAUACGUUUUUUGACAAGGAUGUCGCAAAAAGAAUAUCGACUUACUAAAACUUGACAGUUCGGUGGUGUGAAAACAGGAAAGCAGAAUGCAACUGCAGCGGUUGUUGGUAAUUUUAGGAGCCCUUUUAUUACUAUCCUCGCUGGCAUGUUGUCAGUCUACUGGCAAAAUUACAUUUCAGGAUGGCGAUUCCGAACAUCAAACAAAGAAACAAGAAAAUCUCGAAGAAAUUUCAUCGCAACAGAGAGGAUUUAAUCCUGUUCAACAUGUAGAAAAUCUAUUCAAUUAUAUUGGUCUUGGAACUGGACAAAGUGUUGAUCCCUAUUUGGCAAAAGUUAAUGAACGUUGUUUAACUGGUGAUUUAGCUGAAUGUUUCAAAUCGCGAGCAUUAAAUUAUUUCUCGGACUUCUUUGAUCAUCCCGAAUAUUCUUUGAAUGAUAAUGUUUGCGUUAAACGAAUGUCUGAUAAAAUAAUAACAGAAAUACAGCAUCAGCCCUACGAAUACUCUAAUGAACCUAGAUCUGGUGAAACAGAAUGGGAGCAAAUGGUCAAUUUUAUGAAGAGAAAGAUAGAAAGAUUUGUUAAAACAAUGUCCUUUGAAUUGAUCAUUCCUGAUACGGAAACUGGCCUCAAUGAUGAAUAUAAACCAAGAUUCUUAGAUGAGAUCGCUGAUGAGUUUGAUACACUUGAAAACAAGAAGGAUACAUUAUUUUCUCGUCAUCGACUUAGGAAAUUUUUUCUACCAUUAUUGCUCGUUUUGAAACUUUUUAAACUGAAGUUAUUACUAUUACUGCCUCUAAUUUUGGGAUUAGCUUCAUUCAAAAAAGUCCUUGGAUUUUUAGCAAUCGUUAUACCUGGUAUAAUAGGUUUUCUUAAACUAUACAAACCGUACCCAAAUUAUUAUCCUCCAGUAUACACCAAAAAUGGUAUUGCUCAACCUCAUUAUGAAUCACAUUCAAAUAUUGAUUUUUAUGAAGAUCAUUAUGGAAAUAUAAAUUCCUAUGGUCAAGAUUUGGCAUAUCAAGGAUAUCGGCAUUAUAAACCGCAAUUUAAUUGAUUUAUUGAUUGAUUUUUAUGAUUUAUUUAUUAUAUUAUUUAUAAGAGAAACAAA
Molecule: messenger RNA, 1292 nt
Organism: Pogonomyrmex barbatus (red harvester ant)
Lineage: Eukaryota; Metazoa; Arthropoda; Insecta; Hymenoptera; Formicidae
Gene: Osi2
Product: DUF1676 domain-containing protein Osi2
Cellular component (GO): membrane
Source: RefSeq, a predicted model, not a curated record